This is a messenger RNA of Carassius carassius (crucian carp), 3021 nucleotides long. RefSeq names its product F-box and leucine-rich repeat protein 13 (gene fbxl13). The transcript is spliced from 20 exons. The record is from RefSeq and is a predicted model, not a curated record. Bases 97 to 2505 code for a protein of 802 amino acids. Lineage: Eukaryota; Metazoa; Chordata; Actinopteri; Cypriniformes; Cyprinidae. Gene Ontology annotation, molecular function: protein binding. Gene Ontology annotation, cellular component: SCF ubiquitin ligase complex. Gene Ontology annotation, biological process: SCF-dependent proteasomal ubiquitin-dependent protein catabolic process.
AUAUUGACAGAAGCUGCAGGAGUAUCAUAUUUUGUGUUGCAUUGACUGACUUCAGGAAAUCAUUAAACUAGCUCUUCACCUGGAGCCGUCGUCUUUAUGAUGAUUUCUCUGCAAGAUUCAGAUCCAAUUAUACGAGACUACAUGAUUAAACAUUCACUUCCUCAGAUAUACAAGGCUUUACUUGCUGGGUUAUGCAUCUCAUGCCCUGAGGAUCCUUUGCUCUUUAUAGAGGAGAAGAUCCUAUCUAUCCUUGAGGAUCAUGAUUUUGAGAUCUGCUGGCACACAUUUAUUGACAAAGACAAACAAAUCUCCUCAUUGGCAGGAGGCAUUGUGUAUGAUAUGUUUGGAAACCCAGAAGACAGCCUGUGUCCGUCACAUUUGUUAGAGAAAGUGUACUCCUGUUAUCGCACCAGCCUGACCAAAAUGUGUUUCACGGGUUGGAAGGGUUAUAUUUCAAAGAAGAAAUUGAAGGCUGCCAGACUCCUGGAGAGAAUGGAAGAGGCUGAGAUGUAUCACAAACAGAGACGGAUAAAACUGGCUUUCAUCAAGUGGACAGCCUGGGUUCAGUUUCGCAAACGGAGGAAGAAUGAUGCCGUGAGGAAACUACAAAAAGUGCAGGAGUCUGUUCACUGCAGAAACUUCAUCACAGCUUGGCGUCAUGUUGUGCAGGACGCUAAAAGAACAAAGGAAUACUUUAAGAGGCUAGAGAGAGAAUUACAAGAAAGCCAGAACUCAGGGAGACCAGAAAGUGAUGGCCAGGACAGACUAUCACUGCUCCCUAACAAGCUGUCUCUUAAGAUCUUCCAAAGUUUAGGUGUGCGUGAGCUCCUGAAAUGUGCUCAGGUGUGUCGUUCUUGGAAAGCGAUCACUCAAAUCAGCUUGCUGUGGAAUGAGAUCGAUUUCUCCCUUGAGGCCAGCUGGAUCACAGAUCAGACUGUGCAGAGAAUACUGCAUGUGCAUCGCGUCUAUGUGAUCUCUGUCAACUUGUGCGGUUGCGCACUGGUGCAGGAGUCGAGUUUUAGACGCAUCAGUAAAUUUACUUUAACCAGCCUUAAAAAUUCAUACAUUUUUGAUGCAAUCAAAAAUAUGAUAAGGACCAUGCUUGUGUUUUUUUUUUUUUUUGUCAAAGGUCAAUGCAGAAAUCUUCAAGAACUUGAUCUCAGUGAAUGCUCACAUCUUAAUGAUGAAAAUAUGAAGAUGAUUUUAGAGGGAUGCCGCUCUCUCCUGCAUCUUAAUCUGGCAUUCACUCAUGUUACUAAUGCCACUUUAAGAGUCUUGUCAAGAUGCUGUCUGACGCUGCGGUCUCUGAGUCUCGCAUACUGCACAAGUUACUCUGAUAAAGGCCUGCAGUAUCUGAGCACAGGAAAAGGCUGCCACAGACUCACGUAUCUGGAUCUCUCUGGGUGUUCUCAGAUAUCUGUGGAUGGAUUUAAAUAUGUUGCUGAAGCUUGCAGCACACUUCAACAGAUUGUGUUAGACGAUCUCCCCACCCUGACUGACACCUGUGUGCAGGUCUUAGUGGCCAAAUGUCGUACGUUGGCUACGAUUUCCAUACUGGACUCACCGUAUCUCUCUGAUGUGGCUUUCAAAACAAUGGCUGAAGUGACCAGCCUCACUAAGAUCCAAAUAGAAAGUAAUAAUCGAAUGACGGACAGCAGCUUGAAGGCCCUGUGCCGGAGCUGUCUGAAGCUCAGCGAGAUCCAGGUGUCUGACUGCACUCGCAUGACUGAUGCCAGCUUGAAGUCUUUAGGAAGUCUGACAAAACUGUGCAACUUAAAUAUCUCAGGCUGUAUCAAGGUCACAGAUAUGGGAAUCCAUUACAUCACUGAAGGAGCAUCUGCUGUGGAACUGCGAGAGCUUGAUCUUUCCUACUGCCCAAAACUUACUGACCUUUCCCUGAAAAGAAUAACUCAGAAAUGUAGCAAGCUGACCCACCUGAGUGUGUGUUUCUGUGAGAACCUGACAGAUAAUGGAUUUGAGUGUCUGGACAAUUGUGCUUCUCUCGUCUCUCUGGACAUCACAGGCUGCAAAAUACAUGACAAAGGACUAGCAGCCUUGGGAACUAACCACAGUCUGAGAAAACUGACCGCAUCUGAAUGUGUUUUCAUAACAGAUAAUGGAAUAAAGAUGUUUUGCCAAAAGUGUAAAAGCCUGGAGCUUCUGGAUGUGUGUCAGUGUGUGUGUCUGUCUGAUCGAGCCAUCAAAGCCCUCUCCUUCUUCUGCAGGACCAUUGCCACAGUCCGAAUAGCUGGAUGCCCUAAACUGACAGAUACAGCAGUGAAGUACCUGACAAGAGUUGGUCACUUCCUGAAGGAGCUGGAUGUGAGUGGCUGUCCUCUCCUGACUGACCGCACUCCUUCCCUUCUACUGUGCAGCUGUCUGCAGCUGCGGUCCAUCAGCAUGCUCUGCUGCAGGAACAUCUCCAAACAGGCUGCUCUGAAACUGCAGCACCGUGUCCAACACUGGAAACACAGUAACGAUGACGCCCCCUACAGUCAGGACUAACUACUACAGCUUGACCAGAUCUGGACCAACUGGAGAAACAAGACAUUACAAACUGACAUUACCUACACUGUGGGGAAAAAAAUGACAUAUUGUGUAAUUUAUCGGAUUUCAUAAGAAAUCACUUUUUAAGCUUUUUUGCACAAUUAUGAAUCUUUAGUUAAUAAAUAUUGAAAAGUACUUAUGCCACUGAAUGGCCUGACAAAAAGGUUUGGAAUUCCUUUAGCAAACCGAAGUUUUUUGGCAUUGGUUAUAAAAGAGGAAAUGUUUUAUAAAAAUUGAAAUUUAUAUAAACUAGAAAAUAUAGGUGGCUUCAUAUGCAGAAAUGGACUGGAACUAUUACAUAUUUCACGAACCCAGUUUCAUAAGAAAUAAAAGAAUAAGGCAUCAGUUUUGAAAAAUACCAAACUUUAUAAUCAGGAUUGAAUAUUAUUUUGUACUCUCUUACUAUUGUUUGGGUAUUUUUAUGACAAAGAAAUACUGUGGGACCUUUGUUUUAAUUAAAUAUGACAUUUAUAU